This is a messenger RNA of Amaranthus tricolor (Joseph's coat), 711 nucleotides long. RefSeq lists its product as uncharacterized. Bases 1 to 711 code for a protein of 236 amino acids. The record is from RefSeq and is a predicted model, not a curated record. Lineage: Eukaryota; Viridiplantae; Streptophyta; Magnoliopsida; Caryophyllales; Amaranthaceae. The transcript has a single exon.
AUGAGGAGGAUGUGGGGUAAUGAUGAAUAUGAUGUUUGUGAAGUCCAUGCAAAUCAUACAAAUGGGGGUGGUAUUGUCGCUGUAUGGGACACGACAUCCUUCAGUGUCUCAAAUAAACACUCGGGUAGUAGAUGGAUCCUUCUUGAAGGUCGUAUCAAUAGUUGCAAUUUUGAAUGUUGUGUGGGUGUUGUCUAUGGGCCAAAUGAUAGAGUUGGAAGGUAUGAGCUUUACGAGGAGCUUAGGAAUGGAAUCACAGCUAUCAACAAACCAACAUUACUAUUGGGGGAUUUAAACGUCAUAUUACUCCCUGGGGAAAGAAUCGGUUCCUUCAGAUGUGAUCGGAGUAUGAGGGAAUUUUCGCAAUGGAUCCGUAAUUUGGGCUUGAUUGACAUCCCCCUACAUGGCAUAAAGUUCACUUGGAGGAGAAAUGAAUCAAAAAGCAUAAUAGAUAGAGGCUUAUGCUGUCAUGAAUGGCUAACGAAAUUCCCCAACCUAAACAUGGUAGGCUUGCAAAGAAGCUUCUCCGAUCACAAUCCUUUGCUCCUGUCAUUGGAAGAUUGUAACAACUGGGGUCCCAAACCAUUCAGAUGCUAUGAUGCUUGGUUCCUAAACCCAAAGUUCAAAGGUUUCCUCAACAGGGAAUGGCAAAACCUUCCGAAUGAAUCCUUGCAUAAUAAGUUAAAGAUCCUUAAGGGCCCCUUGAGAAACUAG